GUAAAUGUAGCCUGUAGAGAGUGGUGCCCCUUGAGGACAGCAACAAAUCCAAGCACAAGCUCUGAGGGCAGAUCAAAUCUGGAUAGCUCAAUUUCAGCUCGGAGGCAAAGGUAUGGUCCAAUCAAUGGGGACAAGCGUAGCUUGGCAGCUCAAUGGCUGACACACAAUGCUGCACUCGAUCUCGACUCGAUCGCAAAUCUUUUUUGAUCAAUAGACUCGUUCAGUGUAAAAGAACGAUUGUACGGAAAAGAGCAAUUCAAUCCAACUUUCAGCUCAGAUGGAAGGCAGCAUCUUCCUCUUAUCUGUUUUUAUGCAUAUGCUUUCGACCAUUUCAUACUUUCGCCCUACGAAGCCCGCCAAGAAACACGGCUGACGAGGACAAGGGACGGCCCAGAAACCCUGCUCCGCCAAAAGAUGGCACGAAAUGUGGGUGUCAAAGGUAACUCUGGCACACAUAAGCGGUGAACGUGCGCCUAAAAGGGCGGAACGUGAUCGGCGAAAGGACGAAGCCAAGGGUGU
Molecule: messenger RNA, 519 nt
Organism: Xylona heveae TC161
Lineage: Eukaryota; Fungi; Ascomycota; Xylonomycetes; Xylonales; Xylonaceae
Exons: 1
Coding region: 153-443 (96 amino acids)
Source: RefSeq, a predicted model, not a curated record